GUCUUGGCCUUGAUCGUCUUCUCCUGCAUCUUCGGCGAGGGCUACAGCAACACUCACAAUACUGAUCAGUUACACUGUGUGUUCAACAAGAAUGAGGAUGCUUGCCGCUACGGCAGUGCCAUCGGGGUGCUGGCCUUCCUGGCCUCAGCCUUCUUCCUUGUGGUUGAUGCCCUUUUCUCCCAGAUAAGCAAUGCGACCGAUCGCAAGUACCUGGUCAUUGGUGACCUGCUCUUCUCAGCUCUCUGGACUUUCCUGUGGUUCGUUGGUUUCUGCUUCCUGACCAACCAGUGGGCAGCCACUAAAGCUGAGGAUGUGUUGGUGGGAGCGGACUCAGCACGGGCCGCCAUCACCUUCAGCUUCUUCUCCAUCUUUUCCUGGGGUGUGCUGGCUUUCCUGGCCUACCAGCGCUACAAGGCUGGAGUGGAUGCCUUCAUUGAGAACUACGUUGACCCCACCCCAGACCCUAACACAGCCUACGCCUCCUACCCCAGUUCCUCGGUGGAAAACUACCAGCAGCCACCCUUCACCCAGAAUGUGGAGACCACUGAGGGCUACCAGCCUCCCCCUGUGUACUGAGCAGCCCAGGGCCACUCCUCUCCCCUGGACUUCUCUCUGGAGGUUUGCUGCCUGGAACUGCAGUCCCUUGCCUGUUACAGUUGACAGCCAAAGAGCCCAUUUCUGCAUCCUAGCUGCAGCCUGGCAAAGCACACCUGAAGUGCCUGUGCCCAAGGGGUUUCACCGCUGCCCACCCAAUCCUCCAGGGCAUUUUUUAGGAAAGGGUUUUUCACUAAGAUCUUCUCUCUCGCUGCCAGCCCCCAGUACUGGGGAUGGUGCCCAGGGCCUUGAAUUUGCUUAACCAGUGCCACCACUGAACUGUGUGCUCAGCUCAUACUGCUUUUGAUAACCCAGAACCCCAUCUCAGCCAGAACCAGGUGCCUGCUUUUGACAAAUGCCAUAGUUUCUCCUCAGCUGGAAGGCUGAGCUCAGCUUGAGGCCACCGGAGUCCCAACUGUCUUUUUUCCUUCCAAAGACAAGGUUGGGGAUUCAUGCACCUAUCUCCUUGGAGUGCUGGGCCUAGGCUACUCACUCCCUCACUCAGGUUCACUACCCAGCUCUGGCUGGCCUCUAUGCUCACUGCCGUCUUCAGGGGUCACCACUGUGCCAACUGUCCCCAGACUGCUUGCCUGACAGCUGUGGAGCAGGUAGGGGACUGGCUAUCUCUCUCUUCUUGCUCCUGCCCCUGGCAGGAGGGAGCUUAGCCUGGAGAGAACACCCAGCUUUAUGUAAAUAUUCCCCAGCAGCUAUUAGAUACAAAUGAGGAGGGCAGGAACCCCUGCACUGAAUGUAUUGGAGACUUGGUGGGGACACCCCUGCCCUCAGGUUCUGUAGACUAGUUGGGAGAUGGAAUAAAUGGUUUUUUUUUUUUUUU
Molecule: messenger RNA, 1429 nt
Organism: Cricetulus griseus (Chinese hamster)
Lineage: Eukaryota; Metazoa; Chordata; Mammalia; Rodentia; Cricetidae
Source: RefSeq, a predicted model, not a curated record